Messenger RNA from Phycodurus eques (leafy seadragon), 4285 nucleotides. It is a transcript of the gene arid3a, whose product is annotated as AT-rich interactive domain 3A. Gene Ontology annotation, biological process: regulation of transcription by RNA polymerase II. The coding region runs from base 415 to 2064 and encodes 549 amino acids. Gene Ontology annotation, cellular component: nucleus. The record is from RefSeq and is a predicted model, not a curated record. NCBI's taxonomy places the organism in Eukaryota, Metazoa, Chordata, Actinopteri, Syngnathiformes, Syngnathidae. The transcript is spliced from 9 exons. Gene Ontology annotation, molecular function: DNA binding.
GCCCUGUGUGUCAUUUAGGGGAGUCAGGGAAAAUCAGGAAUGCUUCUUCCGGUCCCAGAGAGUGUAAAAAACGAGCGGAAGUCCAAGUGGUUUUUGUAGUUGUGAACAAGGUCUCAUAUGCCUGUGUUUCCACUGGCUGCCUCACGUCCAUCUUUGGUUUUACAUCAAGACAAGUGAAAAGUCUACAUCUCGACAACUGGACCUCUUCCAUUUCUCCUCAAGGACAAAUAGUUCAUCAUCCCCAUCACAUUCAAGAUUCUCCAAUAAGCUGCUAGCCAGUCGCGUGAUUUGCAAUUUGCUUUCUCAAGGCAGAAAUACCAAUCAUCAUCACCAAACGAACCCACAACUGGUGCUCCCUCAGUGGGGGAGGGAAGGGAAGCAAGGCAAUUUAUCACUGUGCCAUUUCCCACAGAGAUGAAGCUGCAGGCCGUCAUGGAGAACCUGCACAGGCAGCAAAGGGCCAAGCUGUUGAUGGAGCAGCAGCUUCAGCAGCAAGCAGCCAUCCAGCACCCAAGUGGAGUAGCAGGGGAUGACUCUAAAAACAGCCCGGCCCCUGAGACGGAGCAAGCCCAAUUGGUGGCCCUGGCAGCCAUGCGUGCGGCAGCGGCCGGGUUACAGAGGGUGUCAGACAGCCGCAUUUCGGACAGCCGCAUGUCGGAGCGCAGCAGCGGCAGUGAGGAUGAAGGUGAAGACGAUGACAAUGAGGGAGAAGAACAAUACAAAGAUAUUAUGGGGUCGGAUGAGGAAGAGCAAAUCAAACAAAAGUGGGAUGAGGAGGACUUUGAAGGCGAGAUGGAAGAAGACUUUGAUGAUGACCUAGCGGAGGAGGGUCUGCCCACAGGCCACAAUGCAGUUGUGCCUGGGAAAGGCAUCCUCCUGCUGCCCCACCGCCAGCUCCACCCUCACUCCCAGCUCCUGAAGGCUCGGCCCAGUGUGGACCAAGAGCCCCGCAUAGCCAUCUUGCCUCCCCACCCCGCACACAGCCAUCUUGGCCAAGACCACGGGGAAUGGACCUACGAGGAACAGUUCAGACAGCUGUAUGAACUAAAUGGAGACCCAAAGAGGAAAGAGUUUCUGGAUGACCUCUUCAGUUUCAUGCAGAAAAGAGGAACCCCUGUGAAUCGUAUUCCCAUCAUGGCCAAGCAGGUCCUGGAUCUGUACAUGCUCUACAGGCUGGUGACGGAAAAGGGCGGCCUGGUGGAGGUCAUCAACAAGAAACUGUGGAGGGAGAUCACUAAGGGACUCAAUCUGCCUACCUCAAUCACCAGUGCAGCCUUCACUCUCCGCACACAAUACAUGAAGUACCUGUACCCAUAUGAAUGUGACAAGAGGGGUCUGAGCAACCCCAACGAACUCCAGGCCGCCAUCGACAGCAAUCGCCGGGAAGGCAGACGACAGAGCUUCGGUGGCUCCCUCUUCACCUACUCCCCCAACGGAACACCCACCAUGCUGUCUUCGCCAAAGCUCUCCACGUCCACCAUGGGUUUGACCAUAGGCACCAAUGGGGCCUCGCUCACCCCCAUCCAGAAGAUCAAGAAAGAAGAAGAGGGCGGGCAGCCCUUUCAUGGAGUUUGUGUGCCUCGCAUGCCAGUGGGAGCCCUAGGGGGUCAGUCAGUUGCUGCCGUGCAGGCGGCAGCGGCCCAGGCGGCGAUGGCGGCACAGGUUGCGGCUUUGGAACAGCUGAGGGACAAACUGGAGGCCGGAGAGCCACCAGAGAAGAAAAUGGCGCUGCCAGCAGAGGAGCACCAUCGACUGCUGCAGAGAGCGCUACAACACAACUUGCUGGCCAUGACGGGUCAGAUACCCAUGAACAUCCGCAUCAACCAACAAGAUGGCAGGCAGGACUCUGCAAUGAACCUCACUACCAAUGGGACAAACAGCAUAAGCAUGUCAGUAGAGCUUAACGGAGUCAUGUACACUGGUGUCCUUUUUGCUCAGGCAGCAGCUGGGUCAGCCCCAUCGGGCGCGUCCCUCUCCAGCAAGGCUGUCGGCAGCCGUGUCUCUCCUCAUCAUCUGCAGCAGCAGACCACACCUACCUCAACCUCCAGCAACCCAGUUUCUUAACAAAGCCUCAGCCUUUCCCCUUCCUUUUUUUUUUUCCCAAACUUUGCUACGUAAAGCCAAAAAACAAAACAAAAAAACCCAACAACCUCAUUUUGUAUAAUAGUCGAUGCCAAAAAGAGAAUGCAUACACAAAGACACAAACCAACUCGAUCCCUCGAAAUACCCUCUCAGGUUCUGUCAAUUCACCUCUUUUGUUCUUUAUGGCCACAAUAAUUUUGGAGGAAAAUAUACCAGAAGAGAGCCAGUACAUGUUAAACAAAAAUGUAUGUACAACCUGUGAAUUAUUUAUUUCUACAUACAAAUACAGUUUAUGGAAGAGCAAAAGAGAAGGUAAUAACCAGGAAGGGCACUGUUUACACUCACAAACACAGCAACUGACUGACAGUAAUGUUUAAUCCUCUAGGGGAGAGAUUCUUUUUAUUUGACCUUUUACUAGUCGUUUAUCAUUAUUUUUAAACAUUAUAGUGUUUUAUCAUUUAAAUCUUUAUCAAUCCUCUAUCUGCAGGAAAACAUUUAUAUAUUUAGAAUCUAUUGAAAGAAAAGAGUACAAAAUAUUUUCUAUUUUGAAUCAGAAAAGCUUUAAAAGUAUAUGUUGUUUCUUCAGGGUGUAUAGCAAUGCACCGUUGUGACCUACUUGUGUGUAAAACCAGAUGCGUUAUUCCCACGGCAGCCGUUGUAGAGCAGUCUUUAUUAAUAUAUUUGGUUGCUAUGCGGUGACCAGACGAGGUGAUAGCUCGACGUCCCUGCUGAAUUCAUACAUUGUUGUUUUCCUGUCGCAAGGCCAUGAGCCAUUCUCACUGAGUAAGAUCAGCUUUUGCUUUUGCUGUACUUCAACAUGCUCUGGCCUUGAUGGCGUCUACAUGAUGUUCCUGCAAACGUCACAUAAAUAAUACUCAGAUUGCUCUCAGGUGUCCACAUGACUUGUUCGCAAUGCUUUUCUACGUCUCUGCAGAAAGAUCAUUUUCUAUCUUUAAUUUCCUGUUUUUAGCUUGUUUUUCUCGUGAUUGUUUUAAUGUCAAAUGCAUGCCUGUAUUUGUGGAUAAAGCCUGAAGGAACACGGAUUUCCGUUCAGGAAUGCACAGUACCUGUCUGUCCACUUAAUUCUUGUUGUCGAGAAGAUGCUCACGUGGACAAUCAGGUGUCAGGAGGCGCGAGCUGUGUCUCAAGAGGACCUGAUGUAGUUAAACUUAUAUCUGGCGCUUUCUUAUGUUUUCGUGUAUAGAUGUCAGAUACAUAUAUAUAUUGUGUGUUUUGUUGAGCAUGAAUUUUGUGCUUCUCAUCUAAGUGCUUCUUAUCCUUAUCCUGCUGUUUGGAGGACCAGGUCAUACUCAGAUUCUUACAACAAUCAUUCAGCUUUUGUUACCUCUCCAGUGGUUGUGAACCCUGACCACACUAUCCCAAACAACCUCAUUCCUACUGAAGAUAGGAACGAAACCAUGCUUUGCAUAUAGGUUCUUUUUUUGGAGGCCUUAAACAGUAUGAGAUGACCAGUUGUCACCUUUUUACUGUUCCGGGCAAGUACCGAAAUACCAGCUGCUGCUGCUUUGAUCAGAGCCUUGCAUUUCUGCCUCAGGCCACCACCAGCUGCUACACAAACAUGUCUGAGAGAACGCUGCGCUGCUCACACUGUGAAUGUAUACUCUCGCUUCACUAGUUUUACUAUUUUAAGACAAAAUGGAAUUCAUGCAGGAGUAUUAUGGACCUACUGAAGAGGGGGGGGAAAUACUGUAUUGUGAGAAUAGUUAUUCAUCUAUGAGAACAAUAUCAAAAUUUAGAGAAAAUAACUUUUCUAAAAAAGUAAUGUGAGAUAAAGUACGAUAUAGGAAGCACUGUGUUCUAGUGAUUGGCAUGUCUGCCUCACAGUUGUGAGGUUCUGGUUUGAAUCUCAGCUCAGUCCCUGUGUGGAGUUUGCAUGUCCUGUCUGUGCUUGCCUGAGUUUUCACGGGGCACUCCACAUUCCUAAAACUUAAAUAUUUGGUUAAUUGCAGACUCUAAAUUGUCCAGAGUUGUUCAUGUGAGUGUUGUGUUGUGGUUUGUUUACAUUUGCCACCAGUCCUGGGUGCACCAUUCCCUCUCAGUCAAAGCCAGCUGGGAUAGGCUCCAGCCCACCUGUGAUCCUAAGGACAAAGACUAUAGAAAGUGGAAGGAACUCUUGACUGUUUUUCAGACUGUUACGUUUACAUUUGUGCUUGAUUCUUAUAACUUUACCAUUUAGUAAAUU